Ostertagia ostertagi is the source of this 225-nucleotide messenger RNA. The record is from the annotation of a GenBank genome assembly. Lineage: Eukaryota; Metazoa; Nematoda; Chromadorea; Rhabditida; Trichostrongylidae.
AUGCGUCGCCCUAAUCCUGAAACCAAUGUUUCCAGGUUCAAGGACGGUGUUACUGCAACAAAGUAUUUCAACGUCGAUCCGGUCUAUCUAAAGCAUGAACAUCAGGCAGUAGCAGCGGAUUACAGGCAUUUACAAGUUGCUCUGGGACGACGAUUCCGAGCACUCAAAAUAUGGUUUGUGCUACGACGACUUGGCGUCGGAUUCAUCCAGAAGACACUGCGAUCA